AAAGGAGCAGGAAGGACACGAAGAAGACGGAGGGCGAGCAUUUUGUUACCAGGCCACGACCUGAUACUGAUAGUUACUAAGUGAAAAAAAGGUUACAUAACGACGAAAUUUUUUAUUUAAUUUUAGCUUUGUGUGAUCUGCAGAGAGGGAGGCGUCGAGACGAAUCUCUACGGCAGCACAUUUCCCGUGAUAUUUUGACUUUGGUUGGAUCUCUUCAAUAACAAACGGUAAGGUUAGCGUUAGCUGAAGAGGCUAGCUCGCUGUUAGCUGUUGGCCAUGUUGGUUCUUGUUUUUCAGACGUUCCGAGGCCUAUUGUAAACAGUUUGGAGCGCUUAGCUCGAAAAACGCAGACGUGUGCACAUAUGUACAACUGUAGUAGUAUGCAUGUUAAUAUAUUCACAUAUUAUGGUGUUAAACCAUAACGGGGGUCAUUAAAAUCAUCUAAAGUUGAUGAAAGUUGAAUAGACGGAAACGUUGUCGAGGCGGCUGCUUAGCAUUAGCUCUGUUGACUUAUAAAAGCGUGUUAAACAUGAAUGUGUUAAUGCUGCAUCUUAGUUGAAGUACAAGACCGACUCUAGAUGUGGUGAAAAAGGUGGAAAUAAUCAAUUAUUUCUCAUCGUAAUAUAGCGCCAUUCAAUUAGGAUUAUUUAGACAAGUAUCAAAAGCUAUUGUCGAUCGUAAGAAAUAACUUUCCCUCUGUUUGUCUUGAAUUCAUUUUUAGCAUCGUGAGACUGCUCGUCCAAACACCAGACAGUUUCGCCGCCUUUUCUCUGCCCAGACCAAACAAAACCAGGUCUUGAUCCCAAACUCCUUUCAGAUCUUAAACAGACUAUCACCGAGAGGCUUUAGAUUAUUGCACGUAUCGAUUGAGAGAUUAAUUGCAAGAUUGAUUGUGCAAAAUUUACAAUUUUACUGCAUGUCUGUUUUGAGUCCUCAUUUGACCAAGUCCUAAUACCAGAAAACUAAUACCUAGACUUCCUAUGAGAUUCCUGAGUGGCUACAGACGCUUUACACAAGGGUCAGACCGAUAUGGAUUUUUUUGGGGCCGAUACCGAUUAUUAAUCGGUAAAAAUCCGAUUACCGAUUAAUCGGCUGAUUUUUACAUUUUUUAAAAUAAAGUUUUAAAAAAUAUCUACACAGUAGAUAUCUACAGUAUACUAUAUACUGUAGUAGUUACUCAUUUCGGCCCGGUCUCACCUGGAGACAUGCAGCUGCCUCAGUAAGAGAAGUAGCUCGAUCACGUAACGUGUACUGUUGUUUAUUCUACCAUUACUAACACGUUUAACAGCGUAGCAAGGCUCAUAGCAGAUGGCUAACUCUAACUUUAGCUUGCGUAUUACAUGGUGGUUCACCGUUAACUCAGCGUAACCGAGACCAGCACAGCAGGGAAGGUCGUGAAGUGGGUUGAACUGAAACUUGUUGACUUAUUGUAUAUUUCACAAGCUAGUUUGUUUACCGUUGAGACUGAUCACUCUCCUCCGUGCAUCCCUGCCGCUGCCUGCUUCACAUCCAUCACUCUGCUGUGCUGUGAGGUAGUUAGUGGAUGAAGAUUGUCAUGAGGUCGCUGCGCCAUCUACAGGAUAAGUCGGAGGAUCUUUUCAAAUGGCGGAACAUUUUCGAAGUGAAACUGAAUCUUAUUCUCCGCAUUUUAUUUUUCGAAAUACCGGCGAAAAUCGGCGAGCUUUGGCCGAUUUAGUCUCAAACGAGCUAAAAUUGGCCGAUUUAAUCAGCUAGCUGAUAAAUCGGUUCGGCCCUACUUUACACACAGUGAAACUUUUUCUUUUAUCUAGACUACAUUUGUUGUUUUAAUGUCAUAGCUAAUGUUAUGACUCAUGUCUGCUUUCUUUCACAGGAUCAUCAUGGCUGAUGAUUUUGACGUCGAGGCCAUGCUGGAGGCUCCAUACAGAAAGGUGGGUUGCAGAUAACAGAGAUAUUGAGGCCUGUUUUGCUGUUAUGAUUUUCUCUUUGAGUCCUUUUUAUAUUUGCUUAUGUUUUCAAAGUUUUCUUGAAUGUUGUGUGGUGUGAUUGAGUAUUUCAAACGCAAUACAGAAUUAUAAAUAAAUCCACAUCUAUCUCUCUUUAUAGACUUCCCUAAUGAUAUCUCACCUCUACUCCCAUGAAUUCAUCUUUGAUUCCACUGUGAACUGUGAAAAAAAGGAAGGUAGUUAUUGUGCAUAUACUGAUGUACUGUGGUUCACCUUAGGACUAAAAGAGAUUCAACAUAGAACAUCCGAUCCGUAUUCGGUUGCAAAAAGGUGAAUGCCAGUGGUUAAAAAGCCCAUCCUUACCUAUCCAGCUAAGGAGGCAGUAUUCAGAUUUACAAUUCUGUGCCCACAAUCCAUCUGAAUGUCCAGUCACCUGUAACAGAGAUCCAAAGUUGUCAAUGGGGGAAAAAAAACAUGCAUUCUACUGUUUCUGUAAGGAAUCAAUCACACUGCUGUCUCCAUGUGCUCCAGCUUUUACAAUCUGUUGUUAGUCAGAAUUUGAGACUGAAAUUUAAAAGGAUUUCUUCCCACAAAAAAUGGAUUGAUAUUGAAUUAUUCUUGUAUCAGACUAACUCAUAGUUUGAGGGUGUUUUGCCUGAAAAUGUAAAGUGUCCAGUUUUAACACUCCAUCAUGUCAGAAUUUUAAUACAAAUGCACAUAACUAUUGUCUUUUCCAUGUAAAUAUGAAUACUGCCUCUUUGCAAUAGCCAAUUGUAAUGUGACCAAGCAUCUUGAAUCUUGCAUGCUACACAAUACUUCAUAUAUUGAUUUAUUACCGUAAUGACUGUAAAAUAGAUAUUUCUAUCUAGCAACAUUGUUUAUUGAGUAACAUGUCCACAGUUAAUUCUUUAAGUAAAAAGUAUAAAGAAAAAUGACCUAUAAUAUGAAGUUUAGGCUAAUAACAGAAUGUAAUCUGGGCUGAAUUAAUGGAUUUAUUUAAUUUUGACAUUUUUUAUUCAUUUAUUUUCAUGGGCGUCAAUAUUACUAAGAAGUGUGAAUCCCUGUUUGCUUCAGGGCAAGAUGUGUGACAGAGGUGGCAUCGAGCUCUUACAGUCCAAGAACGAAAAUGGGUGAAGAUCACUGGACUGACACCAACCACACAGGAUCUCUUUUAGUGGCCGUCACAUGAUUAGGCCCAAAUAGUGGCAUGGGUACGGCCUAUUAGGAGGGGAAUGGUGGAGAUGAUCUGACUUCUUGUGAAAGCUUCCUGAACUCUGCUAAUGUUGGAUACUCUCCAUUAACUUGACUUUUGUUGCAUUAAGUACUGAAAAAAAAGAGAGCAGGAGAGAGAUGGGAAGCUAUUGGGGUGGUGGAAGGAAACUGUCCAGACAUGACAGUAGGAAGUUUGAAGUAUUUUUAUUAAUUGAAUAUAUUCUGCAUUUUCUCUUGUCCCACCCCACCCCCUUUACCUUGACGACUUGAAAUGUCUCAUCUACGUCCUCAUGAUGUUCUUCUAUGAACCUUGCUUAGGAUGAGAUCAAGUCCUCUCAUGCAAACGGACAUGAUGACUCAAGCAAGAAGUAAGUUUUCAACAUUCAUAACACAUCAGAUCCAUAUCGUAUACUACUUAAAGUUGCUCGUUGUAUAGAAUUAACUGUGUUUGUUUGUUCCACAGGAAAAGGAGGAGUCGAAGCAGGAGCCGGAGCCCAGGCUCCAAGAAAAAGAGAAGUAGAAGCAGGGACAAAAAGAAGAGCAAGAAGAGGAGCAAGAGCCGAGAAAGAAAACGAAGCCGCAGCAGAGAACGCCACCGCAGCCGCUCCAGAAGCAAGGAGAGGUCCGGGCGAUACAGAGCACGCAAGAGCCCCAUGUGAGUGACCUUUCAGACUCAGUGGCACUGACACACACAUGAGCUGGUUUUCAACCAAUCUGUGUCUUCUUUGCUUACAGUGUCUCACACAGUCUCCAAAUAGUGCCAACAAAAAAGGGCAUUGUGCCUGUUGAGGAGCUUCAAAAAGACAUGAUCGCUAAAGUAAAGCAUUUAAAUGGAAAGGCCAUUGUUAAUGCUGUCUCGUACAUUUGUGUUUUCCCUCAGAACGUCUCCUUUGCACGGUCUUAUGUGGGAGAACCAGAUUAUUUUUUGAUACUCAAACUGAAAACUGCAAUCAAGUAAUUAUUUGUUCAAGUUUAACAACAGCCUUUUGUGUAAUUUAAGCUGAGAAAGUAUUUCCUCUUUUUGUAGCCGAAAACGGUCCAAAAGUCGGAGUCCCCCUUCCAAAAAAGAAAAGAGUCCCAUCAGGUAAGAUUAAUAUUUUCUGCACAUAGCCAUUUUUACUAAUGAUUUGAUUACUACACCCUAAAAAAUCACAUUUGUUUUUAAACUUGUUUCAAUAUUUUUCUCUUUUUUUUUUAGGCAACCUAUCGACAAUCUAACACCAGAGGAGAGAGAUGCCCGCACAGUCUUCUGUAUGCAGCUCGCAGCCAGAAUCAGAGCUCGAGAUCUUGAAGAUUUCUUCUCAGCGGUUGGAAAAGUGAGUAUUCAUGUUGUAUAUAUUUAAGACAACAGAGAUCUGCAUUUGAAAUGAUCUGUAAAACCACCACUUGUUUCUCUCUCCGCAGGUAAGAGAUGUGAGGAUGAUCUCAGACAGAAACUCCCGGAGGUCAAAGGGCAUUGCAUACAUAGAGUUUGUGGAAGCCUCCUCAGUACCGCUGGCAAUUGGUUUGACUGGACAGAGGCUUUUAGGAGUGCCCAUCAUCGUCCAGGCUUCACAGGUCAUGGUAACUUCAUCUAAGUAUAAUCUCCAACUGGACUAUUUCUACCCGAUGUGACCACACGUAGAAAUAGAACGCUGCCAUGCUUCAGUGGCAGAGGACUGUCAGUGACCCAAACACUGACCAGCAGAGUCGACGGCUCAUAAACCAUGUGAAGUGUUUGCAAUUGCCAAACAAACAGUGCAGGAAUGCACCGUGCAGCGUCAAAUGUUUAGAAGCCCCGAUUUCAAGCGGGUCACAUCGGGCUGGGACACAUUCAGUAUUUGUUAGCAAGUUUAUUGAAUUAAUAUAACGACAUCACUUGUGAAUGUGAUUACAGGCAGAGAAGAACAGAGCAGCUGCUGCUGCCAAUAAUCUACAAAAGGGCAGCUCAGGUCCUAUGCGUCUGUAUGUGGGCUCGCUGCAUUUCAACAUCACUGAAGAAAUGCUGCGGGGGAUCUUUGAACCUUUUGGAAAGGUCAGUAAGUUUCACCAUAAAAUCAUCAUUCUUUACUGUCUGUAGAAAGAUUGAUUACAACUCAGUUUGUAUCUUACAGAUUGAAGGAAUCCAGCUGAUGAUGGACAGUGAGACCGGACGAUCUAAAGGAUAUGGCUUCAUAUCGGUAAGUUAAACCUAAAAGAUUCUCUUGAUUCUGUUUAAGCAGCAGCAGCUGGUAAGAGUCUCAUCUCUUUGCCUUUUUGAAGUUUGCAGAUGCAGAGUGUGCGAAAAAAGCUCUGGAGCAGCUGAACGGCUUUGAGCUCGCAGGGCGUCCGAUGAAAGUGGGGCACGUUACAGAGCGCUCCGACUCAUCAACAGCCAGCUCGUUCCUGGACAACGACGAGCUGGAGAGGACCGGCAUUGACCUUGGAACAACAGGUCGUCUGCAGCUGAUGGCUCGGCUAGCAGAAGGUUUGUUGAAACAGUAACACAUAGUGGACUUCAAUGCUUUAUACAAUGUUAGCACAAUCCCUAUGUAGGCUAACCAUGACGUUAAUAUCAUGUCAACGCCAGAUUACAUGUUCCUAAACCUAAUCUCUCUCCACUCGCAGGAACUGGUCUCAAGAUCCCACCUGCAGCCCAGCAGGCCCUGCAGAUGACCGGCUCCAUACCUUUUGGAAACAUGGCUGCUCCGCCAGGUGUGUAUGUAGAUGAUGGAUGAGAUUUGGUCAGUGUUUGUGUUUCGCAUCGAGAAAACUCACUGACUCUGCGUUCCUCUUUCUCAGUCGUUCCAACUCCAGCUCCGAGCCAAGCCCUGAACCUCCCAUCACAGCCGCUGGCCACACACUGCCUUCAGCUGUCCAACCUGUUCAACCCACAAUCGUAAGCACCCCACAUUAUUGAAGCUGGUUCUGAAAUAACACUUGGGUAUCAAAGCAGUUAUACAUUUUACUUAUUUUGAUUAGUCUCUUUUUCUGAACAUAAACCCUUUUUAAGGUACUGGAUUUCUUUUUUAAAGCUUUCUUUGUAAUUUUCAGGGAAAAUGAUCCCACCUGGGCCAUUGAGAUCCAGGACGAUGUCAUUGAGGAGUGCAACAAACAUGGAGGAAUUGUGCACAUUUAUGUUGAUAAAAAUUCUACCCAAGUAAGUCCAAACCAUCUUGGAGGUUCAUUUCUGUUUUUAUACCUCAUCAAAGUGAAAAGAAGUGGGUUUUAAUGUUUUGUGCUUUUGUUUUGAAAGGGUAAUGUGUACGUGAAGUGUCCCUCAAUACCAGCAGCAAUGGCCACUGUAAAUGCCCUCCAUGGACGCUGGUUCGCAGGUGCGUUAAUCUCACAUGAAUCUUUGAAAUAUCAGUGAAAUCAUGAUGUGCUUUCAGAGUUUGAUUUUCUUUUUUUCCAUUCCAGGCAAAAUGAUAACGGCUGCCUACGUCCCCUUACCGACCUACCACAACCUCUUCCCUGAUUCAGUCACAGCGAAGCAGCUUCUAAUGCCAACACGCCGAUAGUCAGCUCAUGAGAGUCUGUAAAUACAUUUGUUUGCAUUCAUUGAAAUGUCAUCGAAACGGGCGCAUCAGAAUUAGUUGGCUGUGUGUAAUAAAAGUUGCCUCAUGCUCACGUGUUCACCAUUGAAAAUAGGCAUUUUCUUUGAGUUGCUUUUCAGAUAAUUGUGGAUUUGUGUUGUUAAACUACCACUGAGAAGUAAUCCGCAGGUAUCUAUUGGUCUGUAUGUUUUUAAAUAUUACUUUAUCAGCUUGUUUAAAAUCCAGUUUUAGCUUCAAAAUAAAUUACAAAGAAAUACAGAAAUGUGUUGGGUUAAUAGGCCUUAAAUGCCAAAAGUAUAUCAAUGUCAACAAUAAUCCUUUGUAACUUUUUACAGCCAUAAUUUCAUUUUUUGUAUGAAGGCUCCAAAUAAACUUUGGCAAAUUUGACAUUUCA
Molecule: messenger RNA, 7046 nt
Organism: Xyrichtys novacula (pearly razorfish)
Lineage: Eukaryota; Metazoa; Chordata; Actinopteri; Labriformes; Labridae
Source: the annotation of a GenBank genome assembly